Molecule: messenger RNA, 1053 nt
Organism: Aureobasidium melanogenum CBS 110374
Lineage: Eukaryota; Fungi; Ascomycota; Dothideomycetes; Dothideales; Saccotheciaceae
Product: GroES-like protein
Exons: 4
Coding region: 1-1053 (350 amino acids)
Biological process (GO): alcohol metabolic process
Molecular function (GO): zinc ion binding; alcohol dehydrogenase (NADP+) activity
Source: RefSeq, a predicted model, not a curated record
AUGACCGCUCACACGCUAACCACUUUUCGCUAUGAUGCCGAUUCUGGCAAGUUCGUCAAGAAGACUACGCAGCGCAGUCUGGGCUUGAACGAGGUCAAAGUCAGGGUUACACACUCAGGCAUCUGUUAUACAGAUGUUCAUGCAAAAGAAAAGGCUUGUGGACUGGGCCACGAAGGUGUCGGUCUGAUUACUGAUCUUGGAGCCAAUGUGACUUCCAUGAAGAUCGGUGAUCGCGUGGGCUGGGGAUGGCUACGUAGUUCUUGUGGAAAUUGUCCUGUCUGUGUCGAUGGAUAUCGCCAGUACUGUAGCCAAGCAAGCGGCUUUGCUUUCUGUGACCAUGACCAAGGUGCCUUUGCCGACUCUCAUAUCAUCGAUGCCAGCUUCGCAUACCACAUCCCUGCUGAGAUUCCUUCCUGGCAAGCUGGUGUAUUCAUGUGCGCCGGUGCUUCUACUUACGAAGCCUUGGAUGCAGCUGGCACGAAACCACAUCAUCGCGUCGGUAUAGUCGGCUUAGGAGGUCUCGGCCACAUGGCUGUUCUGUUCGCCAAAGCGAUGGGCUGUGCUAUCACCGUCUUCUCUGGCUCAGAAGGGAUGGCAGAAAGCAAAGCUAGAGAUGCCUUCCAACUCGGCGCUGACGAGUUUCGCGCUCUGAACAACAUUGACACUCCUGUCCGACCAGACUCAAAUACUGACAGGACUGACAAUGCAUCCAAGUCACUGAUAGACGUCCUACUCAUCUGUGCUAACGAGACACCCGACCUAGAGAAGAUUCUGCCCUUGCUAGCACGCAGAGCAACCAUCGUUCUCAUGUCGAUACAGCAGAAGCCACUAGUCAUCCCAUACAUGCCUUUCAUACUUCCCGGUCAUAGGAUCAUCGCUUCAACCGAGGCGUCGAGGCAGAACCAUCUUGCUAUGAUACAAUUCGCAGCGAGACACAAGAUAUCACCUUGGAUAGAGCGCUUCCCUAUGACUGAAGAUGGCUUGAAGAAUGCUUUUGAAAGACUCGAGAGUGGCGAAAUGAGGUAUAGAGGGGUGCUCGAGAUGCCUGAAUGA